AUGCUCCCCUCCCCCUCCGCCAUCCACGCCGCCCACUCCCUAAUCCACCCGUACAUCCACCAUACCCCCCUCCUAACCUCCCGCACCCUCAACACCAUCGCCUCAACCCCUCAAUCCGCAGAGUCACUGGUGGGGACGCCCUUCGAAGGCCAGACUCCAGCCCACCCACGCCUGCGCUUCUUCUUCAAAUGCGAGAAUUACCAACGCAUCGGCGCGUUCAAGGCGCGCGGGGCAUUUCAUGCAUUACUGCGGCUCGUGGAGGAGCGCGGGGAGGACGAGAUUAAGAGGAGGGGUGUUAUUACACAUAGUUCUGGAAACCACGCCCAAGCCCUCGCCCUCGCCGCAUCCACGCUAAACAUCCCCGCCUACAUCGUGAUGCCGAGUAUCAGCACGCCAUCCAAGAUCGCGGGGACGCAAUCGCACGGCGCGGAGGUCGUUUUCAGCGGCUCGACCAGCGUCGAGCGCGAAGCUGUCGUGGCCGAUAUCCAAGGCAGAACGAAUGCGAUUCUCGUGCCGCCGUAUGACGACUAUAAUAUCAUCUGUGGACAGGGGACGACAGGUCUUGAGCUCGAGGAGCAGUAUAGGGAUAGUGUGCGGGAGAAGCCGGAACUCAGUGCUCAUGGGGGCACUGGUGGUGGUCUCGAUGCCGUGAUCACACCUAUUGGCGGCGGAGGAUUGAAUGCUGGCGUAGCGACGUUCUUUUCGGACAAAUCGACGCGGGUUUUUGGCGCUGAGCCUAACUUUGAAGGCGCGGAUGAUUGUCGGCGUGGGUUGGAGGCUGGGGAGCGGGUUCCGGCUGUUAGUACGCUGACGAUAGCUGAUGGACUGCGCACGCCAGUGGGCUUGUUGAACUGGGCUGUUAUUUCGGAUCCGAAGAAGGUAGCCGGUGUCUACGCCGUGACGGAGGAGCAGAUCAAGGCUGCGAUGCGGCUGGUGCUGGAACGCAUGAAGGUGGUUGUUGAGCCGAGCGCGGUUGUGGGAUUAGCUGUCUGUUUGUAUAACGAGGACUUCCGACGACGGGUUGCGACAGAAGCUGGACAAGAAGGCUGGGAUGUAGGGAUUGUGUUCAGUGGUGGAAAUACAACCGUGGAAGCCAUUGGUAAGUUUUACAGUUAG
Aspergillus chevalieri is the source of this 1116-nucleotide messenger RNA. RefSeq names its product threonine/serine dehydratase. Gene Ontology annotation, biological process: D-serine biosynthetic process; L-serine metabolic process; pyruvate biosynthetic process. Gene Ontology annotation, molecular function: D-serine ammonia-lyase activity; threonine racemase activity; ATP binding. Bases 1 to 1116 code for a protein of 371 amino acids. The record is from RefSeq and is a predicted model, not a curated record. NCBI's taxonomy places the organism in Eukaryota, Fungi, Ascomycota, Eurotiomycetes, Eurotiales, Aspergillaceae. The transcript is spliced from 2 exons.